CAUGAAACAAAUUACAAUGAAAAAUUGACUGUAAGUAUGGAAUAUUUUUAAAAUUUUAUUAGGUUUUUUGAACUUGUUGCUAUUACUGUUCUUUAAACUAGACCUAUUUUGUUUAUUAAUUGUACGGACGACAGCGAAGAAGUCAUUGACAUAGUAUAUUUAAAUCGACGGAAGAAGUAAAUAGAUUAAAUAACAUUUUGUAAAAAAAAUGCGUGUCUGAGUUUAUAUUUUCGAAGUGUAAUGUUUUGUAAAUGGUUUUGUAAUCAUACUUCAAAAACAUAGUAUCUGGCAUAAUGCCAACCGGUGCUGGAAAUAGAAUGAAUGACGCGCCUACUACACUAGAUUCCAGUCAUAACCCACAUUAGUUUAUUAAUUUGCAAUGGAUAGACAACCUGUCAAUGCGAGUUACCAUGGUUCAAUGAGGAGCCGGGACUCGUCGUCAACCGGAAGCGAUGCAAGAGAGAAAAUCAAAGAUUGCUUCAGGAAAUUCGUAGCGUUCAUGUUCACGCAAGUGGGUGUUGGUGCUUUGGUUGUAUGCUAUGCCAUACUCGGCGCUGCUAGCUUCAUGCAUAUCGAAAAGGACAACCCUGAUGAGCAACUCCAACACGUACGAAAGUGGAGACAAAGUUGUGCCGAAGAACUCUGGAACAUAACAGUGGCAAACAACAUUUUUAAUGAGACUUCGUGGGUGUUAAAAGUGGACAAAGUUCUAAAAGUAUUUCAAAACAAUAUUACAGCAGCAGUGCACACAGGCUACAAUGGACGUUCUCCUGAGGAUAUAUGGUCCUUUCCAGCAGCUCUUAUGUAUUCGUUAUCUGUAUUUACAAUGAUUGGAUAUGGAAACAUCAUACCUAAAACAAUAUGGGGCAAAAUAGUGACCAUAGCUUAUGCAUGCUUUGGUAUACCUAUUUACAUUCUGUAUUUUUGUAACAUGGGUAAAGUAUUAGCUCAAACAUUUAAAUGGUUGUACAUAACAGCUCACGAGUGUAGCCGGAGAGAUGAUGCAGUAUUCGAAGAGGGUGAGAUUAUACCUGUCAAAAGGAAGAUAACUGUACCGUCAACAGCGUGUCUUUGGGUCAUAUCAUUUUACAUUUUAACAGGCACCAUCAUGUUCGGAGCCUGGGAGAAAUGGAACUAUUUAGAUUCAACUUAUUUCUGCGUGAUAAGUUUAUGCAAAAUUGGUUUUGGUGACUUUGUACCUGGUGCUAACAUAUCAGAUUCAGCUGGCGGGUCACACUUAAAGCUGGUUAUAAAUUUUAUCUAUGUGCUCCUUGGGAUGGGUUUGGUGGCGAUGUGCUAUAAUCUUAUGUGUGAGGAUGUGAGAGUUAAAGUUAGAGAGUUAAAAGAAGAUCUUAAAAAUUGUCUUGACGAUAUUACCCUGAAGAUAACAGUGUGCAUGAAUGACACGAAACAUUUCCAUCAAAAACAAUCGAGACACGUUAAGUGAAUCAUUAUAUCUUUAAAACAUAUUAUAAUUUUAAAUUGUUCUUGUAUUGAAUAAUUGUUUUAAUAAAU
Molecule: messenger RNA, 1515 nt
Organism: Bombyx mandarina (wild silkworm)
Lineage: Eukaryota; Metazoa; Arthropoda; Insecta; Lepidoptera; Bombycidae
Product: TWiK family of potassium channels protein 18
Biological process (GO): potassium ion transmembrane transport; stabilization of membrane potential
Cellular component (GO): plasma membrane
Molecular function (GO): outward rectifier potassium channel activity; potassium ion leak channel activity
Source: RefSeq, a predicted model, not a curated record